This is a messenger RNA of Trematomus bernacchii (emerald rockcod), 1486 nucleotides long. Its product is annotated as all-trans-retinol 13,14-reductase-like. The record is from RefSeq and is a predicted model, not a curated record. The transcript is spliced from 4 exons. NCBI's taxonomy places the organism in Eukaryota, Metazoa, Chordata, Actinopteri, Perciformes, Nototheniidae. Bases 1 to 714 code for a protein of 237 amino acids.
AUGGGAGCGGCCUGUGCAAAGUCAGAGAUGUUUUUUGGCAAGUUUAAAUGGCCCUUAUUUUCUCAAUAUUUACUGGUCCGGGCCAUAGAGAUCAAAUGUGUCUGUACGCUGCUCAAUAUCCUCUUCAUUGGUCUAUUUCAUAUCAUUUCAGGUGUCCCUCCUAAAGAGUCCAGCUUUCUGAUCAAUGCUCUCCUUCUUCAACACUACAAGCGUGGUGCCUACUACUCACAGGGGGGCGCCAGUGAGUUUGCCUUCCACAUCAUCAAUGUCAUUGAGAAGGCGGGCGGUGCUGUUCUCGUCAGGGCUCCGGUACACCGCGUCCUGCUCAACCGGCAGAACAAGGCCUAUGGUGUGACGGUGCUCAAAGGACAAGAAGAGAUUGAGGUCCAUGCCCCUGUUGUCAUUUCUAAUGCUGGCAUUUUCAACAUAUUCGAGAAGUUUCUACCUCAGCCCAUACAGGAGAAACCAGGUGUCCCUCCUAAAGAGUCCAGCUUUCUGAUCAAUGCUCUCCUUCUUCAACACUACAAGCGUGGUGCGUACUACUCACGGGGGGCGCCAGUGUGUUUGCCUUCCACAUCAUCAAUGUCAUUGAGAAGGCGGGCGGUGCUGUUCUCGUCAGGGCUCCGGUACACCGCGUCCUGCUCAACCGGCAGAACAAGGCCUAUGGUGGGAAAAGAGUUGCAGACGAGUUCUGGAAUACAGUUGCUUUUUUGAAUGAGACCGUGCAAAGGUUGACCUGUUCAUGGAGCUCAUGAGACAUUCUUUCACACUUUUAUCAGUCUUCUAAGCAGAGCUAUGUCUUUUUGGGCUCCAAGCCAGAACAGAGAUUGGAAGUCGGUUGCAUCACUUCCCGCUUUGUUAACCGCUUUUCAAAACACUCUAGAAAUUGUUACUAGGCUAGAACCAAAACAAAAAUGAGGCACCAGUUUUCAAGCAUUUUUUGGAGUUGGGUGAACUUCUGCAUUUUUAGGAGUUGGUUAAACUUACCAAUAUUGUCAUUAUCUUAGUUUGUUACACCUGUUUCCUUUAUUUUCUAAUUUUCUUGUCUGCUUUUACUUCCUGUCUUUGUAAUUGUUGAUUCCUUCCACCUGUGUGUGAUCUCCAGCUUUGUUAAUGUUAUAAGUAUACUGUUCCUAUAUAUGUUUAAGUGUUGAUCAUUUUAUUUGGUACUUUCCCUUUUUUGCACUUGCCUGCUUUUUAGUUUUGUGUUUUUGUAACCAGCUUUGAUUUGAUAAAGCUCGAUUUUGGUUUUUCAUACCUGCCUCCCCUCUUUUGAACUGCUUUUAAGGCCUUAUUUCCUUACCCUUGGUGCUUUAAGGCUGAAACAUGCACUGAUGUUAUUUUACGUAUGAUUAACACUUUGUGUGUGUGUGUCAGGUGUGACGGUGCUCAAAGGACAAGAAGAGAUUGAGGUCCAUGCCCCUGUUGUCAUUUCUAAUGCUGGCAUUUUCAACAUAUUCGAGAAGUUUCUACCUCAGCCCAUACA